AUGGCGCCCCAUCCUCCGGGAUCGCCCCCACGGCUGCCCCACUGCUCAAGGCUUUCACCGGCACCGGACCUGCGCAGAAGACCCGCACGUGGCUCUAGAAAACAGGGCCCCCGAGGACACCGUGGUGACUGCGACCAUCCGACCUCACGAGCGUAUGCCCGCAUCCAUCACCCGGCGGUAGUACAGGAGACGACAAAGAGGCCCCCAUCGGGCUGGCUGUUUGCAGGAAGCUCUCACGGAACCAUCUUGAGGUCCGCCCCCCUCCCCCCGAUGCGAUUAGGUGAAUGGCUCUUUUCCCAGCCCCAAAGCCGCCAGCCACCAAAAGGUGAUACGGCUAUCCUAAUUACUUUCCGCAAAGGCGGCUGGCUGCCCAUCUCCCAGCGAUCCUCCUCCUCCCCAGUGUUAAACACUUUGUCGCAACUGGGCUUUGAUCUUUCCUAUAGUUCCAUUGCCCACGACAUUAUUGCUGUUCGGUUAACAGCCCUGGUUCUUCCAUUAGCCUUAUUGCAACAUAUUUGUGGCUCUGAAGCUUUCGACGCCCAUUGGCUGGACUUCUCUGAUGUCGUGGAAUGUUCAGCGAAUCAAGCGGGCUGCAGCUCAACUUCUCUGAAGAAAGUGGAGGUUGAGCUGAGUGCCUUGAAACAGCUGCAGAAAUUCAACAGGUGGCAUAGAAAGAGUCAGGCCUGGGGUUCACCUAGCCUGAUUGGCAGCCCGGCAGCUCUGGAGGAGGUCCUUAAACCUGUUGCCAAGCCCAGCUGUAGCUUAGAAGUAGUGGCUAAGAGCAGACCUGUUGAAGGGACUCUGCACCAGACGCUUCCUACCUUCUACGGCCAAAGGUUCCGCGUCGGCCACCAUCAGCCACUCAGCCACCAUUUCAGACGAGCUCUGAAGGUCCUCCCCCCCAAAUAUCACCGGGCGACGCUCCUGGAGUACCACCAGCUGAUAGAAACCUACGGGACUCACUUCAUCACCAAGCUGCACCUGGGGGGCCGUGUGAGGGACGUGACCGCCGUCCGAGAAUGCGAAACGGCGCUGGACGGGAUGAACGCCGAGGAGGUCAAAGACUGCCUGACCGUGGAGGCGUCCGCCAAGAUCGGCGAGAAAGCGAAGAUGGACGCGUCCUACCAGAAGUGCGAGGAGAUGAGAAACAAGCGCGGUUUCAAGGGGAGCUUCCACCAGAUGUACACCGAGCGCCACACCGAAAUUGUGGGCGGGCGCAGCCACGCGGACCUGCUCUUUUCUGACGCUGUGAGGAAGGACACCUUCCAAGCCUGGGUAGAAGGCCUCAAAACCAUACCUGGCCUGGUCUCCUAUUCCUUGUCCCCUAUCCAUACCUUGGUGGCCAAGGAGGACUCCAGGAGGGAGAGCCUGCGGCAAGCGGUGAGUGAAUACGUGACCAAAAGAGCUCUGUGGAGAAACUGCACCCACCCUUGCCCCCAUGGGACGCAACGCAGCGCUCACGACCCCUGCUCUUGCGUGUGUCCCGACAACGGCAACACCAACUCCAUGUGUUGCUCAAAAAAGCGGGGACUGGCCAAGGUGACGGUGACUAUCAAACGUGCCUCUGGUCUUUGGGGGGACUGUUGCACCAGCACCGAUGCCUACGUUAAGCUGUUCUUCAUGGGGGAGGAGAGUCGGACCCCGACGGUGUGGAACACGAACAACCCGGUAUGGGACAUCCAUUUUAACCUGGGGAACAUCCAGUUGCUGGGAGAAACCAGCAAGCUCCGGGUUCAAGUCUGGGACGAGGACCACAAGUAUGACGACGACUUGUUAGGGGCUUGCGAUAAGAGCCUGCAAUCUGGGGAACAUCAAGAGGUCUGUUACUUGAACCACGGGCGCCUGGAUUUCCAGUAUCACUUGGCUUGCGGGCCUCACCUCGGUGGUCAGCAUUGCAUGGAUUAUAUCCCUCAGCAGCCGAGAUACAAGGGUGCUUUCUUGCAACGAAUGGGCGAAGGGGACGCUGUGACAGAGAAAAGGACUCGCCGUCCUGUGCAGGAUGGCCCAGGCUAGACUGAUCUCAUUGGAUACUGGAAGCUAAGCAAGGACAGCCCUGGUUAGCAUGGAGGGGAGGCCAUGAAGGAAGUCCAGACUUGCUACGUGGAAGCCAGCAAUAAGAAACCACCUCUGUCAAUCUCUUGCCUCGAAAACUCUACAGGGUUGCCGUAAAUUAACUGCGACUAGAGAACACUUUCCACCCCCGGAGCUCGCCCUCCCCGCCAGAUUUUCUCCAGCACAGAGACUUUGGACUCAGCUGUUGUCCGUUGCUAAAGUACAACCAGGUUCUCCAACCCACCGGCUAGCGUUUCACUAGCCAAACCCGUAGCCACUCACCAACCAGCCGUCCCUCUGACAAAGCUUAAGCCACAAUAAAGGUCUAUUCUGGC
Molecule: messenger RNA, 2387 nt
Organism: Sphaerodactylus townsendi
Lineage: Eukaryota; Metazoa; Chordata; Lepidosauria; Squamata; Sphaerodactylidae
Product: perforin-1-like
Exons: 7
Coding region: 1-2013 (670 amino acids)
Source: RefSeq, a predicted model, not a curated record